CCUCAAGUGCUGCCUAAGGACGACGCUUUCGCCUUUGAAUUGCUCACCUCACAGAAUCACCUGCCCAAAAAAGGUCACUUCAUCUGCUGCGUUUGUCUUAAACCGGGCCACCUGCCGGUGAAAUUGAAGGAGAAGUCGACUGAUGACAAGGCUGAUAACAACAAGGAAAAGACUGGUAACAAAAAGACCCUCUUCCUAAAGAAGGCUAGUCGUCGGGGUGCUUUCCGUUUUCCCCCCAUCAUCCUUAAUCGACCCCUCAACCUCAAGACUGUGAAGCCAGCAAAUCCGACGAAACGAAUGCAAAGACAACAACAGCAGAAGCCGAAGAGGACAAAUCGGGUCAGCCCUAGUUGUCCGCCCCUCGUCCCCUGCAGUGGACGCUGCUCGCACUUCCUGCAUGUUGAUUGCAUCAACUACGCUGCAUCCGCUAAACCGGAGCCGGCGGGCGCUCCGGUAUCCCCACAACGAACCAAGGCUUUUUGUUUCUUCUGCAGAGCCGGUCUCCGUCAAUGCUCUAUUUGCAUGAUCAAGACGCCGCCGAGCACCACAAUGCGGCCCACUCCGAACCCGAUACUGACGCGGAAGGAGUAUCACACAGCAAUGGCUUCCCUUCUGCAAAACUCCUACCACCCAUGCAGGUCUGCUCCGUAA
Messenger RNA from Dibothriocephalus latus, 651 nucleotides. Lineage: Eukaryota; Metazoa; Platyhelminthes; Cestoda; Diphyllobothriidea; Diphyllobothriidae. The record is from the annotation of a GenBank genome assembly.